Molecule: messenger RNA, 1296 nt
Organism: Theobroma cacao (cacao)
Lineage: Eukaryota; Viridiplantae; Streptophyta; Magnoliopsida; Malvales; Malvaceae
Product: Acyl-CoA N-acyltransferases (NAT) superfamily protein
Biological process (GO): N-terminal protein amino acid acetylation
Cellular component (GO): chloroplast
Molecular function (GO): N-acetyltransferase activity
Source: RefSeq, a predicted model, not a curated record
CUAGGCAAGUAGGCAACCACAACUACACGGUAUUUGUGUCCAAAGAUUCAUCGCAUCGUCUUUUGCUUACUUUUGUCUGUUUGUUAUAAGAAUUCCUUCCUUUGCUUUCUUCCUUCACUCUCUCUCUAAACCCAACAAUCAAAGAAUCUCCGGAGACUGCAGAGAGGCAGAGAGAGCAGUGACGUGGCAGAGAGACACACAGUCUCCUAGAAAUGCGGAGCUUGCCUUUGGGUACUUCAAUUACAGUUUCUCCCGCUACUACAACUACAACUGCCUCCUCGAAAUCCUGUCUUCCCCCUCUCUCGGUUUCAAAAAAGCAACCACCACCCUUUUUGUGUUCUUCUUCUCCCAGGGUUUCUCAUGACCCAUCUCUUUCCAAAUCAGGGGUAUGCAGAGCUACUCAAGUUGUUGAUCUCUUUUCAACUCUGUCUCCUGAGAUUGUUGUUCGGGAGGCACGGUUAGAGGACUGUUGGGAAGUGGCUGAAACUCACUGUAGCUCAUUCUUCCCUGAAUAUUCCUUCCCUUUGGAUUUUGUAUUGCGAGUUGACAGACUGGUGGCAAUGCUGUCAGGAUUCUCCAUUCCACCUGGUUGCAGGAGAACUUGUUUGGUUGCUGUCAUUGGUGGUUCAGCUGAUGAUACAUUUUUAUUUGGAAGUGAAGAUUUCAAAAUUGGAGGUUUUGAUGGGAAAUUUAGUCUUAAUAGAGGUUAUGUGACUGGUAUAUUAACUGUGGAUUCUGUUGCUGAUUUUCUUCCUAGAAAAGGACCGCUCCGACAAAGAAGGACUGGAAUUGCAUACAUAUCUAAUGUUGCAGUUCGGGAGAGAUUUCGUAGGAAGGGAAUAGCUAAAAGGCUCAUAUCCAAGGCAGAAGCUCAAGCGAGGAGCUGGGGCUGCCGUGCCAUUGCUUUGCACUGUGAUUUGAACAACCCUGGGGCAAUAAAACUGUACAAAGGCCAGGGUUUCAGAUGCAUUAAGGUGCCAGAGGGAGCAAACUGGCCACAGCCCAAGACCUCACCAGAUGUGAAGUUCAACUUCAUGAUGAAGCUUCUAAACACCCCUACCAUGGCAUAAAUUCUUUAAUAAACAUCAAAAAGAUAAUUAGAAAACUCAUCAAAGAUGCAAAUAUGUAGGAUGUUUUAGUUGUAUAUAAUUUAAUCUGAUGGAAUUAACUUCAGAUAUUUGCACUUACUGUAUUUAUUGUAUCUGUAAUGUUAAUGUUACAAUAAGUUGUCUGUGUGGGCAAUACUCUUGCAAAGCUCUUGCUAGUUAUAAGAAAUUAUUUCCCUAGCUUGUUCCA